Molecule: messenger RNA, 1510 nt
Organism: Pelagomonas calceolata
Lineage: Eukaryota; Pelagophyceae; Pelagomonadales; Pelagomonadaceae
Source: the annotation of a GenBank genome assembly
CUUUUCGCUGAGGCGUUGAGGUGGUGUUCUGGCGCCGCGACGGCGGUGUUUCGCUGACGCGUUGAGUGGUGCUCUUCCGCCGCGACAGCGGAGAUUCCAAAAACCUCUCUCUCACACACAGCAAAAAACUACUGCCCGCGAGGCGACAGCUGUUGAUCUUGCUGCGGCAGGAUUGUACUGACAGAGUGGUGCUCUGGUAGAGAGCUGCUGCCGCGCUCACGCGCGCUGGCGGCCGGAGCUCCCGUGCUCUCACAGACUGCCAGAGAGCUGCUGAGGACUGGCGCGUAAUUGGCGUCGAGCAUACGCAAGCGCUCGCCGGCGUGUCGCGACCUACGACGGAAAACCAAAAUCAGCAACAAAGUGAUCGAUGCUGCGCGUCGCGUCCCGCAGCAGGCUCCUGGCCGGCGGCACAUCAUCGCUGCGCAUCCGCGUACCGCACCGAGGCGUGCUCAGCCAGGCUGCCAACAAGCGCCUCGACGAGCUGGCCACGCGCCACGAGGAGCUCUCCAAGAAGGUGCAGGCGGGACACGACGCGAACGCGAUGCGCGAGCUGCACGGCCUCGACGACGUGCUCGAGCGGCGCCGCGCGCUCGCCGCGGCGACGAGCGAGCUCGACGAUUUGCGAGAACUCCUCGACGACGUCGACGCCGACAUCCGCGCCGAGGCGGAGCGGGAGCUGGACAAGGUGAAGGCGACCGUAGAGACGCUCGAAGCGGCCCUCAAGGCCAAGCUCGCGCCGGGCGACGCGACGGACGCGGCGGCGUCGUGCCUCGUGGAGAUCCGCGCGGCCGCCGGCGGCGACGAGGCCUCGGUCUUCGCCAAGGACCUGUUGGGCAUGUACGAGAAGUACUGCCAAGCGAAAGGCUGGCGCUUCGCGGCGCACGACGUCAGGAGGACGGAGUUCGGCGGCGUCGCGAGCGCCAUGGCUGAGGUGACGGGAGAGGGCUGCUACGCGGCCUUGCGCUUCGAGAGCGGCGUCCACCGCGUCCAGCGCGUGCCGACGAACGACGUUAGGAUUCACACGUCGACGGCGUCGGUCGUCGUCCUACCCGGUGUCGACCAGAUCGAGUUCACGCUAGAUGAAAACGACGUGCGCAUCGACACGUUCCGCGCGUCCGGCGCCGGCGGCCAGCACGUCAACACGACGAACUCCGCCGUGCGCGCGACGCACCUCCCCACGAACACCGUGGUCUCGAUCCAGGACGAGCGGAGCCAGCACCGCAACAAGGCCAAGGCGCUGGAGCUGUUGGCGCGGCGCGUCGGCGGCGCGCUCGCGCAGCGCCGGGCGGCCGAGGAGUCGGCGCAACGACUCUCGUUGCGCGGCUCGGGCGACCGGAGCGAGCGCAUCCGGACAUAUAACGCUCCGCACGAUCGGGUCACCGAUCACCGCUGCCAAGUGACGAGUCCCGGCGUGCCGCGCGUGCUCGGCGGUGAGAUCGAGGUGUUCGUCGACGCGCUGAUCCAGCUCGACGCCGACGAGCGCGUCGCCGCGUUCGAGGCGUCGUCUUAG